Molecule: messenger RNA, 4866 nt
Organism: Pogona vitticeps (central bearded dragon)
Lineage: Eukaryota; Metazoa; Chordata; Lepidosauria; Squamata; Agamidae
Source: RefSeq, a predicted model, not a curated record
CCACUAGGCCCCGGUCAGCUCCCCUGGGCAGAGCGUGCCGGCUCGCUACCUCGCCUGGGUUGUUGCUCCUCUUUUGAAAAAAAACCCUGGAGCCGAAGCGCCCCACGGCGGCGGGUCCGGGCCUCUCGCCGGGUGAGGGGAAAAAGAAAAAGCUCGCGGUGGCGGCACCCCGGUCGCGGUCUUCGGUCUUUGAGAAUAGUGGCCAUUCACACGUAUUUGAAUUAUGACAUCAAGAGGUUCUGGCACAACAUUUUCUCGCAAGAAUUACAGGUUAAGCACAGAGCCUGAGAAGUCCAAGAUUGCAGGGAUAGUGAACAGCAAGCUACUGAAUGAUUAUCUGCAUCGCAUCUUCCCUAGUGCUGAUGGAACUCAGCCUACUGCUGCCUAUAGAAAACACCUGUCAUUUCAAAAUUUGCAAGAGCACAUAGAACAAUUGCUAGCUGAAAAUGGUGGGUCAGAAGAUGGUCAAGAUCAGGUAGUAGAGGGCAGACUUGGUCCUUCUACUGUGGUGCUGGACCACACCAGUGGGUUUGAAGGACUUCUGUUGGUGGAUGAUGACCUACUUGGGGUAAUUGGCCAUAGUAACUUUGGGUCUAUCAGGGCUACCACCUGUGUAUAUAAAGGAAAAUGGAUUUAUGAGGUGCUGAUUUCAUCCCAAGGCCUCAUGCAGAUUGGCUGGUGCACCCUCAAUUGUCGGUUCAAUCAGGAGGAGGGAGUUGGAGACACUCCAGAUUCAUAUGCUUAUGAUGGAAAUCGAGUGCGCAAAUGGAAUGUGACCACAACCAACUAUGGUAAAUCUUGGGCAGCAGGAGAUAUUGUUAGCUGCUUGAUAGACCUGGAUGAAGGAAUCAUUUCUUUCUGCCUGAAUGGUGUAUCUCUAGGAACAGCUUUUGAUAAUAUCUCACGAGGCUCUGGCAUGGCCUACUUCCCUGCUAUCAGCCUAUCAUUCAAGGAAUCUGUGGCCUUUAACUUUGGAAGCCGCCCACUUCGAUAUCCAGUGGAGGGGUAUCAACCCUUACAAGACAAACCAGCUGCGGAUUUGGUGAAGGCUCACAAGCUGUUGGAAUACCUGAAAAAUGUUAUCAAUAUUGGAAUAGAUGUUUCAGAAGGAAAGUUGGUAGAGAGAGACUCUUCCACUUGGCAGCUUCAAGGGGAACCAACAGUGCUCAUUACCCUGGCACACAUUUUUAACAACUUUGCCCCUCUUAUGUGCAAAGUAUACUUGGUCGAAGAUGUACUUAUGAACUUCCUACUCAGUAUCUUGGAAGGGGGCGGGGCUGUGGAAGCACAUCCACUUAUUCAACAGCUAUUGGAUCUCAUGUGGCUUCUCAUGGAGGAUUAUGAAGUGCAUGAAUGCCUCAAGCAGCUGCUGAUGUCCCUGCUCAGGGCUUAUCGUUUCUCUCCCAUUGUUCCUGAUCUAGGUUUACAGAUUCACUACCUCCGUCUCACAAUUGCUAUCCUGAAGCAUGAGAAAUCCAGGAAAUACCUGCUCCAAAAUGUCCUAUUUGAUGUACUCCGUUCAGUUGUAUUUUUUUAUAUCAAGAGCCCAUUGCGUGUGGAGGAGGCUGGUUUACAGGAGCUGAUUCCAACUACCUGGUGGCCAAACCGCUUCAACAAAGAGGGAAAAGAGUCAAAAGAAGUGAAAGAAGAGAGUGCUGAGGAAAGACUGAGGAGACGAGCAUAUGAAAGGGGCUGCCAGCGGCUCAAGAAACGCAUUGAAGUGGUGGAGGAACUCCAGGUGCAGAUACUGAAGUUGUUGUUGAACAAUAAAGACCAUGGAGGGGUAAGGAUGAUUUUUCUAAAUAAGUUUCGCAAGUUUCUUCAGGAAAAUGCCAGUAACAGAGGGAAUCUGACUGUGCUGUGCCCUCCAGAGUAUAUGGUAUGCUUCUUGCAUCGACUCAUCUCAGCCUUGAGGCAUUACUGGGAUGAGUACAAGAUGAAGAAUCCUUCGGCACUGAGCAGUGAAGAUGCAUAUGUUCCCCCUCAGCUCUUCUAUAAUGGGAAGGUGGAUUACUUUGACCUCCAACGACUUGGGGGAUUGUUAUCUCAUCUUAAGAAGACUCUCAAAGAUGACCUGGCUUCCAAGGCUAAUAUUCUGAUAGAUCCUUCAGAACUUCAAGCUGUGACAAUGGAUGACCUCGAUGAAGAUGAAGAGUCAGCAGUAUCCACUGCACAACGUCCAGCUGCUGCAUUGGCAAUAGGAGGUGCCUUGGCCAGGCCAAGUUGGCUCAGUUCACCUACCCUGGGACGAGCUAAUCGUUUCCUUAGCACUGCAGCUGUUAGCCUUAUGACUCCAAGGCGAUCACCAGGUGCCCUGGAAAAAGUUAAAGUCCGUACAUUGAAUGUGGAGCAACGGACAGAAGAGGACAUUGAGGGCAGCCAUGGGAAUGAGGGCCUCUUGUUGGGGAGACCAGCUGAAGAGCCAGAACAGCCGAUCACAGAGAACUCUCUUUUGGAAAUCUUGGAUGGAAUAGUCAUGAUGUACAACCUCAGCGUGCAUCAGCAGCUUGGUAAGAUGGUAGGUGUUUCUGAUGAUGUGAACGAGUAUGCUAUGGCACUGAAAGACACUGAAGAGAAGAUUAGCCGAUGCCCAAAGAGGAGAAGAGAUAUUUAUGAAGAACUAGUGAAGAGUCAGAAGGUUUUCUCUGAGAAGCUCAAUCACCUGAGUCGUCGACUUGCUUGGAUCAAUGUUACGAUUUACUCAAAGGAGAAGAUGCAGGACAUAUAUUGGUUGCUACGAGUAUGCAUCCGCACUAUUGAACAUGGAGACAGGAUUGGCUCACUUUUUGCAUUUAUGCCUGAAUUUUAUCUAAGUGUGGCUAUGAAUAGUUACAGUGCUCUCAAGAAUUACUUCAGUCCUGUCAACAGCAUGGAAGAACUUCCAGGCUAUGAAGAGACUUUGACUCACCUUGCUGCCAUUUUAGCUAAGCAUUUUGCAGAUCCAAGAAUUGUGGGCACUGACAUCAGAGACUCUCUAAUGCAGGCGUUGGCUAGCUAUGUUUGCUACUCCCACUCACUCCGUGCUGUAGAGAGGAUUCCAGAAGAACAGCGGAUUUCCAUGAUGAGGAACCUGCUGGCCCCCUAUGAACAAAGGCCCUGGGCCCAGACCAACUGGAUCCUUGUACGACUGUGGCGAGGCUGUGGAUUUGGAUACAGAUAUACACGGCUUCCUCAUCUGCUGAAAACCAAGCCAGAGGAUGCCAACCUUCCCAGCUUGCAGAAGCCUUGUCCGUCCACCCUCCUGCAGCAACAUAUGGCGGACUUGCUGCGCAGUGACCAUGAAAUGGCACCCAGUUUCCUCAAUAGUGUCCUUAACCAGCUGAACUGGGCCUUCUCAGAGUUCAUUGGCAUGAUUCAGGAGAUCCAACAAGCUGCUGAGCGCUUGGAAAGAAACUUUGUAGAUAGUCGUCAACUGAAGGUGUGUGCAACCUGCUUUGAUCUGUCAGUGAGCCUACUCAGGGUCUUGGAAAUGACAGUCACUCUGGCUCCUGAGAUCUUCUUGGACUGGAGUCGCCCCUCAUCAGAGCUGUUACUCAGAAGACUUGCACAGCUGUUAAAUCAGGUGCUAAAUCGUGUGACAGCUGAACGGAACCUGUUUGACCGAGUAGUCAAUCUUCGCCUGCCAGGACUGGAGAGCGUAGACCACUAUCCAAUCCUUGUGGCUGUGACAGGAAUUCUGGUCCAGCUCCUUGUUGAUACUGAUUUCCAAGGGGCUGAGCGGGCAACAGCUGUGCUGCUGGCAGAUCCCUGUUUCCAGCUCCGUUCUAUUCAGUACUUGCUGGGCCACACAGAGCCUUUGGCAGUGGGAGCAGCAUCAACUUCCUCUGAUAAGAAACAUUUCUCCUUGCAGAGCUAUACUGAUUAUAUCAGCCAGGAAGAAGUAGCUAAGGUAGAGCAGAUGUUGGGCCACCUCAGUGAAGAGUCCAAGCAGGCUGCAGCCUCCACUUUGCCUACCAGUGAGGAGGACCUGUGCCCUAUCUGCUACGCCCAUCCAAUCUCUGCUGUAUUCAAGCCAUGCUCACACAAGUCCUGCAAAGCCUGCAUCAACCAGCACCUGAUGAAUAACAAGGACUGCUUCUUCUGCAAAGCCACCAUCACGGGUGUGGAGGAUUACAUUAAGCCAGCCACCUCCUAGUGCCUGGACCCUGCAGGGCAGGGCCGCAUGCCUGGGCAGCUUCUCCACAUGGUGGGCUCUCCCUGCUCCGGGAGCACCUCUGUCCAUGGCAGCUGCUGUUCAGCACAGCUGAGCUCAGUUUUCUUAACACCUCUUGCAGGCCAAGCACUGCUGUAUGCAUCACCUAAGGCACACCCCUCAGUCUCCCUGAAUUUAAGUACACUUCCUGUGGCUAUCGUUGACUCCAAACAAACAGGCAUUGGGCUUUUCCAGUUGGUUAUGUACAAGGGGCUUUGGUUCUUUUCCUCAGCCUGAAUCUGCAGCUCCUUUCUAGCAUCUGCCCCAGGAUGCUUGGCUUGUUCUGUAGCUGGGAAACAUUCUUUUUGGUGUGAUGCUUUCAUUGAUGGGGUAACAGCUGAUCGCACAGCCAGCAUUUUCUCCUGUGAGUCCAGCUGCUUACCAGCCGUGUGUGUUCUUGUUGCUGCUAUUGCAGCACUUUGCUAUUUGACCAUGCAUGUGUGGCUCAGACUUGGUUCAAAUAGUUCUGUGGGCAUAAUUGGCAGUAGCCCAUCUACCUGAUUUAGUAGCUGUGAAGAAAGAUUGUAAAGUAUUUCUCAUGUGCAAUUCAAGGGUCAUACAGUUCAGUAAAGGACCAUGCCUGCCUGCCUGCAAAUUUGAAUCUGCUCUUAUUGUUUCCUUUCCUUUGAAGAUCAGGAAAGGUAGAGAAGCAUAGUAAAAUCACUAUAUCAGGU